Synchiropus splendidus (mandarinfish) is the source of this 5333-nucleotide messenger RNA. It is a transcript of the gene slc14a2, whose product is annotated as solute carrier family 14 member 2. Gene Ontology annotation, molecular function: urea transmembrane transporter activity. The coding region runs from base 3816 to 5222 and encodes 468 amino acids. The record is from RefSeq and is a predicted model, not a curated record. NCBI's taxonomy places the organism in Eukaryota, Metazoa, Chordata, Actinopteri, Syngnathiformes, Callionymidae. The transcript has 10 exons. Gene Ontology annotation, biological process: urea transmembrane transport. Gene Ontology annotation, cellular component: membrane.
UUAUAUGAGGGUUGAAGACUAAGCGCUGAGUUGCUCAACUAACAUGCUGAGUGUUUUUGAUGGGGAUAAAAACUGCCACAGAAUACUUCUCCAGGUUGUGCUUUCUCUGAAGUUCUCACCUGGGGGGGCUUCCCGGGGACCCCUUGUUUCUAGAUCCCUGCCUCCACAGUGACCUCAUUUGGUUCUGAGGCGAGCAGAAACGUGACACGUGAAACGUGUGAUGCAGCGUCUCCAUGUCAUCGCAACGAUCGGCUCUUCCCUCGGUUCAUCGCCGUAGCGAUAGAGUCGCCAGUCGUAUCACUUGUCAAGGCAGCAUCACCAUAUUUAUCAUCAGCUAUGGCACUCCUCAGGCGGCACGCGUCGAGACUCUUGCACGCCAUCAAACUAAUAAACCAUAUCUGAUGUUCCUUUACUUUAGUUCACCUUCACCUUCACCUUCUUCUGCCGCUUAUCCGGGGCUGGGUCGCUGAGGCAGCAUUCGGAGCAGGGAAGCCCAAACUUCCCGGUCCGCACAAACCUCCUCCAGCUCCUCCCGGGGGAUCCCGAGGCGUUCCCAGGCCAGACCGGAGACAUAAUCUCUCCAGCGAGUCCUGGGUCUUCCCCGGGGUCUCCUCCCGGUAGGACAUGCCCGGAACACCUCCCCAGGGAGGCGUCCAGGGAGCAUCCGGAUCAGAUGCCCGAACCACCUCAACUGGUUCCUCUCGAUGUGGAGGAGCAGCGGCUCCACCCCGCACUCCUCCUGGAUGACCGAACUCCUCACCCUGUCUCUAAGGGUGCGCCCAGCCACCCUGCGGAGGAAACUCAUCUCAGCCGCUUGUAUCCGCGAUCGCAUCCUUUCGGUCAUUACCCAAAGCUCGUGACCAUAGGUGAGGGUGGGAACGUAGAUCGAUCGGUAAAUCGAGAGCUUCGUCUUGUGACCUAGCUCCCUCUUCACCACGACGGUCCGAUACAGCGACUGCAUCACUGCUGCAGCUGCACCAACCCGUCUAUCAAUCUCACGCUUCUCACUCUUUUCCCUCACUCGAGAACAAGACCCUGAGAUACUUAAACUCCACCACUUGGGGCAAGAACUCUCCACCGACCUGGAGAGAGCAAACCACCUUAUUCCGGUCGAGAACCAUGGCCUCAGACUUGGAGGUGCUGAUCCUCAUCCCGGCCGCUUCACACUCGGCUGCAAACCGCCCCAGCGCAUGCUGAAGGUCCCGGUCCGAUGAGGCCAGCAGAACAACAUCAUCCGCAAAUAGCAGAGAUGAAAUUCUGUGGUUCCCGAACCGGAUUCCCUCCGACCCCUGGCUACGUCUAGAAAUUCUGUCCAUAAAAGUGAUGAACAGAACCGGUGACAAAGGGCAGCCCUGGCGGAGGCCAACAUGCACCGGGAACAGGUCUGAUUUACUGCCGGCAAUGCGAACCAUGCUCCUGCUCCGGUCAUACCAGGGACCGGACAGCCCCUAGCAGAGGGCCCCGUACCCCACUUUACUUUAGUUUAUUUUUCAAUUUAUGUUUAUAUAUAUAUAUAUAUAUAUAUAUUUUUUUUUUUUAUUCACUGCCAUCACGAUACACAUUGUGGCCUCUCAGUAAAUACAUGCAAAUGAAAUGCAUGCUAACAUGGUGGACAUAUCAGUUUUAAAAAAAGAGGAGUCCUCGGGUCAGAAGCCUCUACAGCUUCUGGAACAUACGACCAUGGGGUCAUCAGUCCCUCUGCUAGUUUUGAUGUUACAGUUUAGCGGUGAAGAAGGACUCCACACACCUCAUCGGGGCCCCAGAAACAUCCGCAUAUUAUCAACAAUUAAAAUCUCCAGCUUGUAAUGGCGGUUUCAAUUAUAAAAUAAUGUUUAAAAUAAUUAAAAAUAAUGAUUGUGGAGCUGCAUUAAUGCAAGUCAAAACAAAUGAAAAUGCAUUACAUGUGGAUGGAGGUGGCUCAACUCCAUGUCACGUCAGUCGUGUUAUGAAUGCGCUGAGCAGAGUCAGUCGAGGGCCCAGAUGCAUCCACCUGUGAGGAGGAGCAUUUGACUCCGGUCCACUUUCACCUUUUCACAUCAGGGGCAGAUUCCUGGACAGCAGCUUCUUUUUUAUCCGAGUUCAAGAUGCCUUCACAGGUGCGCACAGAGUCUUGUGACAUCCAUGUCAAUAGCACUGACCUCAUUGAGUCAUGGCCUUCGGUGUGGAAUCACAAAUGUCCCAGGAAUGCUGCAGGCUAAAAGGAAACUAUUUAUCAGUUGGUCAGCACAGUGUCGGCGUUAUCAGAUGGCGACAUUCAUCUCACUCAACAGCACAUAAAAAAAUUAUCACAGAUAUUCGUCAACAAGGGGCGGUGAAUUCGCAUCGAGGAACACACAUAGAAAGGUGAAGCUUUCCUCUCACGACCAUGAUGUUUUGGUCACUUACAGAUCUUGUAUUUGCAGCUGUUUUGUUAUGAAUUCCAGGUGACGCUGUACAUGUUGACGCCUGAAAUCUUCAGAUUUCUUUAUUCAUUUCGGUUAAAAAUCAGCCAUUAAUAAUAAAAAAAACCCACUAGUGAAACACAUCACACUACAUCAAAUAUGUUCUUCUACUAUUGCAAUACAAAAUUCCUCCAUGGGAGACUCAGGCAACUUAAGUCCUGAUGAUGGAAUAUGAAAAAACGUAAGCUUUUAUGUUGUUGGCCUUGAGCAGAGGAUCAAGCUGGGAACCUGUUCUUAACAAGAUUUCUAUCAUUUUUAAAGGCCACUCCACCUUUGCCCUUCCGUGUAAUAGUGAGUACCAGGUGUCAAGGGCCAUUGACUACUAGCAUUUCACAAAUAACCUGUUAUUUUUUAUGUGCGAAAUAAACCUUUUUUUUACAUACGGAUUUCAAUAAUAUUAAUUAUUAUUUCCCCUAAUGGUAACAGGGGUGUUGUUUUUAUAUAUCCAGCAGUACCCUUCUUUGGCGUCAGCAGGCCUGGCCCCACCACCGCAGAUCCCAGAACAUACCAUAACAGCGCCCCCUGUUCCGAGAUCAGAGUGACUUCAUGUGUCAGUGGGAGGAAGCCCACCUUCACUCCAAAGCAAAGGCGCCACCAGCUGGAUUCAAACCUCAUGAUAUGCAGUACACCUAACAUCUGCUUUACGACCUGCUCGACUUAAGACCAUGGCCAGCAGAUGCUUAUUUAUAUUUUUUUUAUUCAAUGUCUGGCACCGCAGCAUGUAGCAGCCCUGCAUCGCAUACGACAGUUACGGCAGCACAGUAUCCCAGCAUCUCACUCUGACACAGCCAUCUACCACUACAGGAGUACAGUACCUAUAACCCUCGCGUCGGCUAUUUUCAAUGGCAUUCUACUUAUGUCCAAUCCGACUUACGACCGGUUGGUCGGAACAUAAGUUGGAUGUUACUUGUAUAUGAUGCUCAACAGAUGUGGCGGACUCAGAGGCUCGUCCAAAAAAAUGGUUACGGCAAAUAUUGAAAUAAUGUGACCAACAUUCUCAUCUCACAUUCCUUUCAUUCAUUCACAUGACAAGUGAGUGGCUGCCGUUUCAGUCUGAGGUGACGCGCCUGUGCACAUCUACGUCGGGGCCCUCGGUUAUGUCGUUGUAAGCAGGCACUCAGGUGCAGGUACAUGCUUUUGACCUCUGUGAGCACAAAUUGGUUUGAAAUAGCUCGCGAACAUUGUGUCAACUAUUUCCUUGAUCUGGAACAGGAUAGGCCUCUUGUUAUCACAGUCCAGAGCAGAGCUCAGAAGGAGGUUCGGAGAGGAGGGGUUCAUACGCUGAUGCUAUAAAAAGCCUUGGCGGACGGUGGAAGGCAGCAGUGCAGCCAAAGAGAACCAGUCCACCCAUGCAGACUGGAGACUUCGGGACACAUGCCCGGACCACACUGCUCUAAGGCUGUUCAGAAGACUAUCGUUCCCUCUUCUGCUCAACUCCUCUCCGACGUUCCCGCCACUUCCCUCACUGAGCUGCAGCCCCUCAUGGCUAUAAAGCAGGAGAUGCCAGAGGACGCAUCGUCCAAUGAAUCUGCACAACAGGUUAAGGCCGCCAGCACGUGCCAGCAGCGUGCUCGCGCCAGGCUCUUCAAGGGCGUGUCAUAUUUUGCGGGAGACAUGCCCGUGUUUGGGAAGUGGAUGGAAAAACAGUUUUUGCUCCUGCAGCUGCUUGACUGGGUUCUGCGUGGGGCGGCUCAGGUGAUGUUUGUCAACAACCCACUCAGCGGGCUCAUCAUCUUCGGGGGACUCAUCCUUCAGAACUACUGGGGAGCGAUAGCGGCCGGGCUAUACGGAUACAACGGGAUCCUGGUGGGCCUUCUGAUGGCUGUGUUCUCUGACGGAGGGAACUGGUACUGGUGGCUCCUGCUGCCAAACAUAUUCAUGUCUAUGAUGUGCCCGAUUGUGUCGAGCGCCUUGGCGUCUAUCAACAGUCGCUGGGACUUACCAGUCUUCACGCUCCCCUUCAACAUCUUGGUGUGCCUGCACAUGGUGGCCACGGGUCACUACAACAACCACUUCCCCCAGGUCCUGAUCCAACCUCGCUCGGAGAUGCCCAACAUCACCUGGUCGGAAAUCGACCUUUCUAAACUGUUCAUGUCUGUGCCAGUGGGCAUAGGCCAAGUCUAUGGCUGCGACAAUCCCUGGACCGGAGGAAUGUUCAUCAUCUCACUCUUCAUCUCCUCCCCCAUCACCUGCGCACACGCCAUUCUGGGGUCUGCAGUCGGCAUGGUGUCUGGUCUUGCUCUGGCAGCUCCAUUUGGAGACAUCUACUUCGGCCUGUGGGGCUACAACUGUGUGUUAGCCUGCAUUGCCAUCGGAGGAAUGUUUUACGCGCUCACCUGGCAGGUUCACCUGCUCGCCAUCACGUGUGCUUUCUUCUGCGCCUAUCUCGGCUCUGCCAUCGCCAACAUCAUGUCCACGUUUGGUCUCCCAGCUUGCACGUGGCCCUUCUGUCUCUCAGCGCUCACCUUCCUUCUCAUCACCACGGGAACCAACAGCAUCUUCAAGCUGCCCCUAGCUAAAGUCACAUACCCGGAGAAAAACCUGCGCUUCUUCUGGAAGCUGAGGAAACAGGAGGAAGCAGACAGGUUAGAGAAGGAGAAAAUCGACACUGAGAAGCAGGAUGAUGAAACCAAAGAGGAACUGAAGAUUGAGAUCGAGCGAUUGGAAGAGAACUUGCCAACAGUAAAUGUAGACUAUAGCACAGAAGAGAUGGAGAACAAUGAAGAGAAUGAAACUAAACAGAACGAUCUUGACAAGAUAAAUCUUGCUAAUAUUGUUUGAAAAUACAUUUCCAGAGUGAUGUUACGAUGAUUUGACGUGUAUUAUGUGUCAUGACUCAAGUAGCAGAAUAUACCAACUGUAUUUAUUUUCCAAAAAUAUAUAAUUAUUUCU